AUAGAAACAGAGAUUAGGUAAACAAGUUAUACUUGAUUUGUAAUAUAGUUAUUGAGUAUGAUAUAUAUCUCCGUCCUCCGAUGGUGUAUAGUAUAUAAGUAUAGUGUAAAAAAACUAUACGGUAAAGAUAAAAGCAACAUCGUAGGUAUAUAUCAUAAUAUCGUUUAACCGAUUUGGUCCAACACAUACUACAUGUACAUGAGAAGAUCAGAGUGACGAUUUAUGAUUAAAAUUAUUAUUAUGACAAAGAAAGGGAAAAGCAUUCUAGUAUAUUGUUUGAGGUUAAUAAAAUUCUUUCUAAUAUUAGCGGAAGAUCCCGACAAUCUCCGCAUCUUGCUUUCACGUUGUCUUUUAAAUACAAUCUGGGCUUCUGAGGCUCUUCGCGUUUUAUGGGGAAGUCCAUUAAAGAUCAAUAAUAAAAACGUGAAAGGGUUUUUGACGGCACUAUUCAAGUUUUUACCUCCUGAACGAAAAAGUCACAUAAUGCAUCAUGGUUUCAAUGUAACGAGGAUCUUCGUUCCAAAUGAGAAGAGAUGUAAAAUCGAAGAUUUCGAAGAUUUAGCUAUGAAAAUAAGUUAUCUUUACAUAAGUAUGCCAAAAGAUGUUAUAGACUAUUUAAAUGGAGUAAUGAAACGUUAUAGUAAAAAUUCUUCUGAAUUUCAGUACAUCAAAAAAGGGCUAAAAUGUAGGGAGCGAUGUAAUUUAUUAGAAUUAGCUAAGCGAGAUUCGUGUUUAUAG
Rhizophagus irregularis DAOM 181602=DAOM 197198 is the source of this 738-nucleotide messenger RNA. NCBI's taxonomy places the organism in Eukaryota, Fungi, Glomeromycota, Glomeromycetes, Glomerales, Glomeraceae. The record is from RefSeq and is a predicted model, not a curated record.